This is a messenger RNA of Penicillium longicatenatum, 693 nucleotides long. RefSeq names its product RWD domain-containing protein. Bases 1 to 693 code for a protein of 230 amino acids. Gene Ontology annotation, molecular function: protein binding. NCBI's taxonomy places the organism in Eukaryota, Fungi, Ascomycota, Eurotiomycetes, Eurotiales, Aspergillaceae. Gene Ontology annotation, biological process: cytoplasmic translation. The record is from RefSeq and is a predicted model, not a curated record. The transcript has 2 exons.
AUGGGUCGCGAAGAUCAAGUCGAGGAGCGAGAGGUUCUGGACUCAAUCUUCCCAGAUGAGAUCACAGACAUCUCCGAGAAUGCAUACAAAGUAUCGAUAACUCUCGAUAAUCCCGAAUUUGACACCGAAGAAUCCGAGCAGCCUGUGAUAUACCUGGAAGUCUCAUACCCAGAAGAAUACCCCGAUGUCGCCCCACAACUGAACAUUUCCUCUCCGCCCAAUGCCCCCAAGUACCCACGACUAGAUAUCCAAGAGGAUCGGGACCAACUACUCGAAUCGCUCCAGGAGACCAUUGAGGAGAACAUGGGAAUGGCGAUGGUGUUCACGCUCGUGAGCGCACUGAAGGAAAGCGCCGAGUCUCUCAUGUUGGAGCGCGCCAAUGCCGUUCAGGUUGAGAAGGAGAAGGUCGCUGCCAAGUUGGAGGAGAUAGAGAAUGCCAAGUUCCGGGGAACGCCGGUCAACCGGGAGACAUUCUUGGAAUGGAUGGCCAAGUUCCAAAAGGAGAUUGCGGACGAGGAGCAGCGACAAAAGGAGGAGAAAGAGGCCGAGGACAAGAAGAAGAGGUCUGGGAAGGAGGAGAAGAAGCUGACUGGGCGACAAUUGUGGGAGAGAGGAUUGGCUGGCAAGGGCGACUAUGAUGAGGAGGAUGAUGAUGCUAUGCCUGCAGUUGAUAAGCUGAAGGUUACGGCUUAA